AUGAACCAAGCCCGAGGACAGAAAGCAUUGGCCGGCCAGCUCAGCUACCGAGUGGCCACGGUCGACGACGCCGCCUUGUUACAGCGCAUGAUCCAGGACAGCUUCCGGCAUCCAGACGGCUGGACGGGCGCGGCGUCAGGCAUCAUGUCCCGGUACAGCAUCUCGCUCGAACGCGUGAUAGAAAAGAUAUCCAAGCUAGGAAGCACCUUUAUCAUUGUCGCCGAGGCAGGUGAUGGUGGUGCGCCCGCAGUCGCGUGUUUCCAGGUCUACCAGAAGAGCGCGACGCUCAUCCGCUUCGCCACGUUUGCCGUCGACGUGCAGCACCAGGGCCGCGGCCUGGCCCGGGCGGUGAUGCAGCUCGCCGAAGACUAUUGCCGGCAGGUCUUGGGAGCGACGACGAUGCAGCUCAACACGCUGUCGAGCCGCCCAGGCUUGCUCGCGUGGUAUCGACAGCGGUGCGGGUACCACGAGACGGGCGUGCGGGAGCCCUUUAGCGUGACGGCGAGCUUUGGCGGCGGCGGCGGCGGCGCGGCGUCGGGAGGUGAGGCGGUCCCGGACGACUUGUGCUUCAUCGUCAUGGAAAAGGAGCUGCAGGCCGCUGGGAGAUGA
Messenger RNA from Akanthomyces muscarius, 609 nucleotides. RefSeq lists its product as uncharacterized. Gene Ontology annotation, molecular function: acyltransferase activity, transferring groups other than amino-acyl groups. The transcript has a single exon. The record is from RefSeq and is a predicted model, not a curated record. Bases 1 to 609 code for a protein of 202 amino acids. Lineage: Eukaryota; Fungi; Ascomycota; Sordariomycetes; Hypocreales; Cordycipitaceae.